CCCAGCUUCGUGAAGCGGAAGCCGGUGGGGACCGCGGAGCACGCCCCGUGCGCCGGCGCGCGCCCAGCGUUGGAUGGGCCGGCGGCGGGCUGGUCGCGCCCGCAGCUGAGAGUCUCCCGCGCGACCGCCAGUCAGCCCUCUGCAGGCUCGCCCAGCAUGAGUGAGGGCCGCUUCUACAACAUGAACAGCGCCGGAAUGGCAGCGCCGGGUGGCGUGAGCGCGGCCAAAAUGGACUCCCUGCAGGCGAUGGACCGCCGGAAAGCCGAGCUGCUCGAAGCCCGCUUCGUCGGCAACCGGGUGGGCCCGCCGCCGCCGCCGCUCGGGCCGUUCAGCAACGUACAAGGCAACGACGGCUCGAACCUGAGCACCGGCUCGGUCAGCGACAAGGAGGAGGCCAACUCGCCGGACAAGGGCGUGCCGCCGGCGCCGCCGCCGCAGGCCCGCACGCCCAAACGCAAGCGAAAAAACACGGCCGCGGACGACGGCGGUGCCAGCGGCCCCAAGCGCGCCGACAGCAAGAACAACAAGCUGAUCAACGAGUACUUCCGCGGCCCGGCCGUGGGCCCGGCGCCGGUGCGCGCCGCGCCGUCCCUCCCGGUGCGUAGCGUCGGGGCGCACCAGCCGGCGGCGUCGCGGCUCCUGGCGUACCCGGCCAGCCCACACGGGCCGCUGCCGCCC
Pollicipes pollicipes is the source of this 678-nucleotide messenger RNA. RefSeq lists its product as uncharacterized. Lineage: Eukaryota; Metazoa; Arthropoda; Thecostraca; Pollicipedomorpha; Pollicipedidae. The record is from RefSeq and is a predicted model, not a curated record. The annotation marks the transcript as partial. The transcript has 7 exons.